This is a messenger RNA of Alternaria rosae, 351 nucleotides long. RefSeq lists its product as uncharacterized. Bases 1 to 351 code for a protein of 116 amino acids. NCBI's taxonomy places the organism in Eukaryota, Fungi, Ascomycota, Dothideomycetes, Pleosporales, Pleosporaceae. The transcript has a single exon. The record is from RefSeq and is a predicted model, not a curated record.
AUGAGCGACGCCCACAACCCUCAAAACCGCCAACUGAGAGACCUGACAUCCGUAUUAAUGGACCUCGAGGAUCGAGCCGACCAGGUACUGAGAACUCUUUACUUGCUCAAGCAGCUAGAAAACGAAUUUGGAGCUAUCGAGACAGCCGUAGAGCAGCAAGACUAUGUUGAUCUUAUCCGCUCACACACCGAAAAAAUGGAGGCGAACUUGGAGGUCAUGGAGUGGAAGAGCGAGUUGCUAGACGAUGACCGAGUCCGUGACUGGAUAAACAACGGCAGAGAUGACACAGAAACGGAGAACAGAAACGGUUUUUGUUACAGCGGAAAAGGCGCGGGUGUGAAGAUACCGUAA